AUGAACUGCUAUAGGGUCGCUGGACGGAAAAUACAGAGCUCCUUGCCUGGUUGGGGUAAUUCGACCUCAUUGCUACGGUCUCCCAUCGCGCGGCCAUUCGCAUACCACCAAAGGCUCUAUGACCAAAAGCCACACCCGCAGGAUGGAGCGAGUAAGGAGCUUGAAAGCAAUGGCGAUGGUGCCAUGUCGAGGAGGCUGGCCGAAAUGACCGAAGAAGCCAUAACGCAGGGUGGCAGUUCCACACGAAAGAACAUCCAGCAAGAGACCGGGUUCUCAGAGGAGCUGAAGCAAAGACUCCAAGAAAGAAUCGCCGAGACAGCGUUCAAAAAUGAAAAUGCAGCUGCAAUUUCCUAUGCGAACCUGCCGCAAAGUGCAGGGAAAGGAACGCGGGAUAUAGCCGGUGCUCCUCCGUGGACAGGCAACGAGAGCAUCCAUGAUGCUACACUUCGCAUGCUGACCGAUGCGAGCAACCCUAUGCGUGUACCCUUUCGACCUCCGCAGCCGGGAGGGCCGGUACCCACGGCUCCCAAGCCUAAACGGAGUGUGUCAUCUGGCGAGAGGUUAGCGGCUGCCCGCGAGCGGACAACGGAAUACACAUUAAAGCAGGAUUCAAGUAUCUCCAAAGAGGAACGAGAAUCAUUCCGCAAGGAACUACAAGAUCGUUUCGGUCCCGCUGUACAUUCUUUCCCCGUAACCAUUCAGGGCCUCAGCUCUUUGGCAAACGAACGGAUAGAAGAUGCAAUGGCGCGCGGCCAGUUUAAUAAUAUCCCUCGUGGAAAAGGGAAAUAUACCAAACGAGAUCCCACCGCUGAUAGCCCAUACAUCGAUACCACUGAAUUCGUGAUGAAUCAAAUCUUACAAAAAGAAGACACUACGCCUGAAUGGAUACAAAAACAACAUUCGAUGCAGUCAGAAGUCAAGCAAUUUCGAAACCAGCUCAGAGAGAACUGGAGAAACCAUGCUGUACUAAUGAUCCGAAGCAAGGGUGGAACGUUAGAGGAGCAAAUUAGACGGGCACGCAGCUAUGCUGCUGCAGAAUCCAAGCAUAAUAAGUUAUUCCAGGAUCGUGUACGGCUGUCUGGAUCUGAUGAUAAUGCCAAUACAGCUUCAACUGGGACUUCCGAAAUUCUGGAAGACCUCCCUUGCUUGCGAGAUCCGCAGUACAUGUCGACAGAGCGGGAAUACCACGAAUUGAAAAUAAAGCGGCUCAAUGAAUCUAUACGAUCCUAUAACCUACAGGCUCCUCAGGUAUCUCAAAGGCCAUAUUUUAACCUUCAACGAGAGCUGGAUUCUUGUUACGCUGAUGUCGCCAUCAGUCUUCCCGAUGAGAUAAGAGAGCGAGCAACCAGAGGAUCAACGAAGCCGGGGUCUUCCGGUAGUCAUCAAACCGGACUAGGAGGCUUUUCUUCGUUUUCUGCCUCUGCCCAUGAAUCUCGUAUUUACGAUGAGGACAGUUCAAAGGGCUACGGAUUCAAGCAAAUGUGGCGGGACCUAUGGAAUUGA
Molecule: messenger RNA, 1503 nt
Organism: Trichophyton rubrum CBS 118892
Lineage: Eukaryota; Fungi; Ascomycota; Eurotiomycetes; Onygenales; Arthrodermataceae
Exons: 2
Coding region: 1-1503 (500 amino acids)
Source: RefSeq, a predicted model, not a curated record